CACUGACAGAACAAAAUUUGUCAGAACAGAGGAAACAAGUACUCUAAAUAUUUUUUUUUUAAUUCAAAUUAUGUCAACAUUAUUGUUUUUUCUAAUAAUAUCCGUGACUGUGGUGAAGAUUUGUCAUGGAGAUAUCGAACAUGAUCGUGUGAUUAUUCAUGUACCAUAUUAUAUUAAAACAAUUAAGCACAUUCGUACAAUAGUAAAACAAGAAGAAAAAAAAAAAAAUGAUAAUAAAUGGGAAGUUCUUGGGUAUUCAAUUGGUGAGCCAAUAAUUCCUGAAGCAUCUGAAAUUUUUGGUCAUGAGGAAAAAUAUAAUAAUCUUUUAUGGAAUCACGAUGAAAGCCAAAAAAAAUUGAUGCAAUUACAGCAACUUGCUGCUGCUUAUAAAGCAUUAAAAUUUGGUUUAUAAAUGUAUACAAAUUAUUUGACGAAAGUUUAA
Aphidius gifuensis is the source of this 442-nucleotide messenger RNA. RefSeq lists its product as uncharacterized. The transcript has 3 exons. NCBI's taxonomy places the organism in Eukaryota, Metazoa, Arthropoda, Insecta, Hymenoptera, Braconidae. The record is from RefSeq and is a predicted model, not a curated record. Bases 71 to 412 code for a protein of 113 amino acids.